Molecule: messenger RNA, 960 nt
Organism: Diceros bicornis minor
Lineage: Eukaryota; Metazoa; Chordata; Mammalia; Perissodactyla; Rhinocerotidae
Product: olfactory receptor 5A2-like
Exons: 1
Coding region: 1-960 (319 amino acids)
Biological process (GO): sensory perception of smell; G protein-coupled receptor signaling pathway
Cellular component (GO): membrane
Molecular function (GO): G protein-coupled receptor activity; odorant binding; olfactory receptor activity
Source: RefSeq, a predicted model, not a curated record
AUGUCACCAAGCGGGUCCCUGGAAGGAGAUAGAAAUCAUACCUCUGUGGCCAUGUUUGUUCUCCUGGGACUCUCAGAUGAAAAAGAGCUGCAGUUUAUCCUCUUUCCAAUCUUCCUAGGGAUCUACCUUGUGACUCUAAUCUGGAACCUGGGUCUCAUCACCCUAAUCAGGAUGGACUCCCACCUGCACACACCUAUGUACUUUUUUCUCAGUUUCUUGUCAUUUAUAGACAUCUGCUAUUCUUCUUCCACCAGCCCAAGGAUGCUUUCAGACUUCUUAAAGGAUGAAAAAGUGAUUUCCUUCAUUGCCUGUGCCACCCAGUAUUUUGUUGGGUGCUGGAUGGCUCAGGCUGAGUGCUGCCUCUUGGCCGCCAUGGCCUAUGACAGAUAUGUUGCUAUUGGUAGGCCUCUGCAGUACUCAGCCGUCAUGGCUCCUGGCCUCUGUCAGAAAAUGGUUGCUGGUGCCUACGCAAGUGGUUUCCUUAGCAGCUUAGUUCAAACAGUCCCUUGCUUUCAUCUCUACUACUGUGGGCCCAAUAUCAUUCCAAAUUUCUACUGUGACAUAACCCAGAUUAUUUCCCUGUCUUGCUCCAAUCCUUUCAUCAGCCAAAUGAUUCUUUUUCUAGUAGCUGUUUUUGUUGGGUUUGGUUCUUUGCUUGUUAUCCUCUUAUCCUAUGGUUUCAUUGCAGCUUCCAUCCUGAAACUAUCCUCCAUCAAAGGUAGUGCCAAGGCCUUCAAUACCUGUGCCUCCCACCUCGCAGUUGUGACAAUCUUCUACGGCACAGGCUUAUUUAUGUACCUGCAUCUUGGCUCAAGCCACUCCAAGAAACAAAACAAGGUGCUGUCAGUGUUUUAUGUUAUCCUAAUCCCAAUGUUAAACCCUCUUAUCUAUAGUCUGAGGAACAAGGAGGUGAAAGAGGCCCUCAAGAGGUUGGUAAAGAGGGCAACACAUUUACUUUAG